AUGCCCGUUGACGCCAUCAGCCUCGAAGUUUUCAAGAACAUGUUCAUCUCCGUUUCCGAGGAGAUGGGCGUGGCGCUACAGCGCACCAGCUACUCCACCAACAUGAAGGAGCGGCAGGACUUUUCUUGCGCCCUUUUCAACCCCGCCGCCGAGAUGGUGGCCCAGGCCGCCCACCAGCCGGUUCAUCUGGGAGCCAUGCCCGCCUCGGUGCAGGCGGCUUUGCAGACCUUCCCUCGCGGGCUCCGGCCGGGCGACAUCAUCAUCCUCAACGAUCCCUACAUGGGUGGCUCCCACCUCCCGGACAUUACCCUGGUUGCCGCGGCAUACACCGACGGACCAGACGGCAAACAGCUCAUCGGCUACGUCAGCAACCGUGGCCACCAUUCCGACGUCGGCGGCAUGGCGCCCGGUUCCAUGCCCCUGUCCACCGAGCUGUACCAGGAGGGCCUGAUCAUCCCGCCCCUGAAGUUGUCCCGCGGCGGACGCAUCAACCACGAAGUCAUCGCCCUCAUCUGCCGCAACUCCCGCACGCCCGACGACCGGCAGGGCGACCUCGCCGCGCAGAUCGCGUCGAUUCGCGUCGGCGAGAAGCGCCUGAGUGAAAUCGCCGAACGCUACGGCCUGGACGAAACCCACGAGCACAUGGAUGCCCUGCUGGACUAUUCCGAGCGGCUGACCCGCCGGCGCAUCACCGAGAUCCCGACGGCACCUACCGCGUCAACGACUACAUGGACGACGAUGGCCUGA
This is a messenger RNA of Geodia barretti, 747 nucleotides long. NCBI's taxonomy places the organism in Eukaryota, Metazoa, Porifera, Demospongiae, Tetractinellida, Geodiidae. The record is from the annotation of a GenBank genome assembly.